Amblyraja radiata (thorny skate) is the source of this 1823-nucleotide messenger RNA. It is a transcript of the gene p2rx4a, whose product is annotated as purinergic receptor P2X, ligand-gated ion channel, 4a. Gene Ontology annotation, molecular function: ATP binding; extracellularly ATP-gated monoatomic cation channel activity; purinergic nucleotide receptor activity. NCBI's taxonomy places the organism in Eukaryota, Metazoa, Chordata, Chondrichthyes, Rajiformes, Rajidae. Gene Ontology annotation, cellular component: plasma membrane. Gene Ontology annotation, biological process: response to ATP; calcium ion transmembrane transport. The record is from RefSeq and is a predicted model, not a curated record. The coding region runs from base 257 to 1408 and encodes 383 amino acids. The transcript has 12 exons.
CCCGGGUCUGUGGCGCUGUGAGGUAGCAACUCUACCGCUGCAUCACAGUGCCGCCCCUUGAGGUAUGAUUCUGGAAGGUUUAAAACGGCCGAUCAAAAUUCAUAGUCCUCAAGAUGUGUAAUUCAUUGGAGCGGAUGUUGAUAAUUCGAUGAGGAACAGAAUAGUGGAAUCACAUGAUGAAUGGGACCGUACAGUGGGAGGUAGUCACAUCCGCAACGUUUAACCGAUUCAGAUACUUCUUUUAACCAGAGACGGAAUGGAUAGUUUCUGUGUUUCAGUGUGGGAUUCAGUUUGGGAUUAUGAUACUCCCAGGAUUUUGAUCAUCAAAAACAAAACAGUUGGAGUCGUGAACAGGUUUAUUCAAUGCAUAAUCAUCGCAUAUAUUAUCGGGUGGGUGCUUGUAUGGGAGAAAGGCUACCAAGAAUUUGACUCUCCCACUGCCUCAGUCACCUCCAAAGUGAAAGGUAUUGCCUUUACAAAUUCCAGUCUGCUUGAAGAACACCUAUGGGAUCCAGCUGAUUAUGUUAUUCCUCCACAGGAAGAAUCUGCAUUUUUUGUUAUGACCAAUGUCAUUGUUACCAGGAAUCAGGUGCAAGGCUUGUGUCCUGAGUUACCAAGUCGAGCAUCUAGAUGCAAAUCAGACAGUGAUUGUACAGCUGGAUAUCAUGAUUCACAGAGCAAUGGCGUUUUAACUGGAAAAUGCAGUAAAGGCGUAAAGACGUGUGAAAUGUACGGAUGGUGCCCUGUGGAGAACGAUGCAGUUAUUCCCAAUCCUGCAAUUCUUGAAGAAGCUGAAAAUUUCACAGUGUUGAUCAAGAACAGCAUUACCUUCCCUAAAUUUCAAUUUUCAAAGAGAAAUAUAUUGUCGAGUGCAAAUGCAAGCUACUUAAAAGUUUGUAGGUUCCAUCAGAAAAAUGAUCCAACCUGUCCAAUUUUUAUCCUGGGAGAUAUGGUUCGAGAUGCAGGAGAAAAUUUUCAGGAAUUAUCUGUUCAGGGUGGAGUGAUGGGUAUUUUAAUAAAGUGGAAUUGUAACCUGGAUCGACCAGCAUCUGAAUGUUUCCCAGUGUACAAAUUUCGCCGGCUUGACAAAGGUACAAAUGAAGCACUGUCGCCUGGUUAUAAUUUUAGAUUUGCUAAAUACAACAUAAAUGAAAAAGGAAAACAAACAAGAACAUUAUACAAAGCAUACGGUAUACGAUUCAUCAUUGACGUUUUUGGUAAGGCUGGAAAAUUUAACAUUAUCCCAACAUUGAUAAAUGUAGGAUCUGGCUUGGCCUUACUGGGAAUGGCAACAAUUGUGUGUGAUAUAAUUGCCCUGAACAUCUUAAAAAAAAAACAUCAUUAUGAAGAACUGAAGUUCAAAUCUAUUAAAGACGGUGAAUUGGCUCUGUUGGAAGAAGGGUCCUAACCCAAAACAUCACCUGCCAAUUUUCAACAGAGGCUGCCUUACUCCAGCAUUUUGUGUCCAUCAAUAGGCUCGGCUGGAAUGAUACAAAAUCACAGGAAUCCAAACUGGCUUUUGGCACAUGAAUUGGUGUAAAAAAAAAAAAUCACAUUUUCUAUUUGGCCUUUGACAAACAUGUCCACUUCAAGGCUAUAUGUUUUUAUAAAUGUUUAAUCUUAAAAGGGAAAAAAUAUUCUAAUUGCUAUUAUUAACUAAUGAAUUUUGAUGUUGAAAUAAAAAUAGCAGUUAUUGACAUGCAGAAAGUUACUGCGAACAGCAAACAGAUUUUAUCUGGUGAAAACAAUCAUUUGAGAACUGUUGUCGAUGUGGAUCAGUUUAUCCUUUGAUAUGGACAUUAAAGUGUUGAAUGGAAAAACCC